Messenger RNA from Actinia tenebrosa (Australian red waratah sea anemone), 1910 nucleotides. RefSeq names its product CTD nuclear envelope phosphatase 1A. NCBI's taxonomy places the organism in Eukaryota, Metazoa, Cnidaria, Anthozoa, Actiniaria, Actiniidae. Gene Ontology annotation, molecular function: phosphatase activity. The record is from RefSeq and is a predicted model, not a curated record.
CACCCAUUACCCAGAUUGCUGUUAGGUCAGCGAGAGAAAAAAACAUGGCCGAGUUUCGAGUGAGUUUGUGCUGAGAAUAUUAUCCAAGUCAAAUUACUAGAAACGAUUAUUUACCUUGAAUACCAAGCUAGAAUUAUACCCGCAGGGCCUUAAAUGAGCAUAUAUAUCAGUAUGGACUCCCUCAAAGGCUUAUUAAACCUGGUAGGCCUUCGUUUUGUAUUUGUAGCUCUAUCAAAAAUAUGGACGCUUGUUCUCUACGUUCUACGAAGCAAUCUCAAAAUGGUAAUUCAGCAUAAGACUAUCAAGUAUGAUAUAUAUCCAUUAUCACCAUUAUCUAUAGAACGACUUAAACUUGUAAAGAAAAAGACAUUGGUUCUAGAUUUGGAUGAAACUUUAGUUCACACACAUCAUGAUGGUGUCGCAAGACAAACAGUCAGACYAGGCACUCAUCCAGAUUUUACCAUGAGGCUUUCAAUAGAUAGACAUCCUGUUAUGUUUUCAGUUUACAAAAGACCACAUGUUGAUUUUUUUCUUGACUGUGUCAGUCAGUGGUACAACUUAGUUGUUUUUACAGCCAGUACAGAACAAUAUGGAUCAGCAGUAACAGAUCAUUUAGAUAACAAUAGGGGUAUUUUGACAAGAAGAUACUUUAGACAGCAUUGCAGUACACAUUUAUUACAACAUGGGUUUGGUUGUUAUGUCAAAGAUUUAUCUAAAGUAUGUGAUGAUCUUUCAUCAGUAUUUAUACUUGAUAACUCUCCUGAAGCUUACACCUAUAACCUUGAUAAUGCUAUUGCAAUAAAAUCCUGGUUUGCAGACCCAUCGGACACAGCACUUUUGAAUCUUUUACCCAUGCUGGAUGCGUUACGGUUUGUUUCAGAUGUGCGUUCAAUAUUAGGACGUAGAAUACAUACAUAUACCAAACAAUAACCUUGAUAAAUAGAGGCAGAGUAAUUAAACAUGUUAUUGAGUUCUAAAAAAAUUGGCUUGUAUAAUAGUUUUUUCUUUUGUAAAAUCUGGGAAGAAUUUUUUCCCUGCGAACUACGAGUCUAUAUUGUACUGUAAUUAGGAAAAUUUGUGUCUUUUAUGGAGGACUCUUAUGAGGCAAACUUUAGAAAUAGAAACAGAAUUUAUAAGAAAAACUAGAUGACAAUGAUGACAAGAUGUCAUCGAAACGUAGUAAUUUUUUGUCACUAGUUUUUCUUAUAAAUUUUAUGGAGGCAAAAGAAAACAUUUUGUGAAAAUAGUGUAUGGAUGGCCUUGUUGCAUAAAGUAUGAUAAAGCGUUUCAAAUUUCUAAGACCACACAUAACAUUACUACAGAUUUUGGUCUAUUUUCUGGUGUACUCUUGGUGUCUGACCAUCGAACUUGCAAUAGUCUGAGGUCAUAAUAAUUAGAUUGAUUGACCAGAUUACGCAAAAAUUCGAGAAUGGUCUGUUUUCUUGCAAUCACCACAAACGUUUGCAGAAUGAAAGAAUGUUUAGUCUUCUAACCAAACACCUCAAAGUUGUUUUAGAAAAUGAGGCUGUGCCUUGUUUUCUCUUUUGUCAACUUUCUUCUCCGUGUUUGGAUAUUGGAUUAAAUACCAUAUAAAGAAAGUAUGCCAACCUGUUGUAUUGAUGGUUUUCACGGUGGCCAUGUUGGAGGARUUUGACAAAAGAAUUGWCAAUGAAUUCUUUUGUURUAUCCUCCAACAUGGCCGCCGUGUCUCUUGUUAUUUAAUUCUCUUGGGAAUGGUUGAAAACCAUCAAUUGGGGUCUCAAAUCUACCAUGUCAAAUCAGAAACUUAUUAGUUGUUACUUUAUGAGAGCUAAUCUACUGUAUGGUUAAAUACUAGAUUUGUUUGUACUUAAGGUAUGGUGCGUGCCAUGUAUCCAUGAAACGAAACAAAGAUGUAUUGUCAAACUGCA